AUGCUACCUCCUUAUACUACUACUGUUAGGCAGAAUCGAAAGAUUGUUGAGUCUGUUGAUGCAGGUGAGGUCAACCAAUACAAAUACAAGGUAGGGAAGCUGAAUCAGAUGGGACCUCUCGAAGUUGAAGUAAAUCUACCAACCUUUGUUCCCGGGCAGGUAAAUUUGUCCGAACUAAAGGAAAGUUUUGGCAAACUUAACCUGACAGAAAUAAUUACAUCGACAUCGAUGUCUAAUACUGUAGCAUACUCUGCCGCCCUAACCGCAGAGAAAUUGUUGGACGAAGUAAUUGAAAUUGCAGAAUUUUGGACUGAUGAAAAUCUAAGGCAUCUGUCUUGUACUGGCCCACAGGAGGUUUGGGUAAGUUACGAUAAGAAGGCUUAUAUCGACCGUUUAGACGUACGUGGAUCAGACGUGAAGUCUUUUAUGUCCACUUGUUUGGACUGGAAUGGUUACCCAAGUGGAAUUUCUGUAACAAGAAAAGGAGAACUGGUGUACACAGAUAAAAAGUAUGGAUUUGUUAAUGUUUACCGAGAUGGAAGACAUAAACCACUGAUUAUGGUACAACAGGGAUGGCAACCGAUUGCAGUGUAUUGUACAAAAUUAGAGGAUUUCCUUGUCUCUUUAAAAUCGGUUGAUGAUCGUGUGUGUAAAAUUAUCCGUUACAAAGGAAAAGCAAUCAUUCAGGAAAUGGCCAAGGAUAACCGAGGUGAUCCGUUAUAUAAAGGAGGAAAUAAAAUGCUCUAUGUGACGGAAAACAUCAACAGUGAUGUCAUUGCUUCUGAUUGCAAUGCCCAAAUCGUUGCCGUAGUUAACAGUACAGGUGCACUGCGAUAUCAUUUUAAAGGACAUAAGUCGAUCAAGGGUAAAUUUACUCCUGGCUGCACUGUCACUGAUUCAAAAGGUCGUAUCUUGGUGGAAGAUGAUGGGAAUGAUUGUAUCCAAAUCAUCGAUCAGGAUGGACAGUAUUUAAAACAUCUGAAUUAUUGUGGAAUACUGAGCCUGGACACACUCGGGCGACUGUGGGUGGGAAAGUUUAUUGGUAAAAAAGUGAAUCUGAUCAAAUAUACAGAAUAA
Messenger RNA from Saccostrea cuccullata (small rock oyster), 1077 nucleotides. RefSeq lists its product as uncharacterized. Lineage: Eukaryota; Metazoa; Mollusca; Bivalvia; Ostreida; Ostreidae. The transcript has a single exon. The record is from RefSeq and is a predicted model, not a curated record. The coding region runs from base 1 to 1077 and encodes 358 amino acids.